Messenger RNA from Entelurus aequoreus (snake pipefish), 1254 nucleotides. Its product is annotated as disabled homolog 2-interacting protein-like. The record is from RefSeq and is a predicted model, not a curated record. The transcript is spliced from 10 exons. The coding region runs from base 463 to 1254 and encodes 263 amino acids. NCBI's taxonomy places the organism in Eukaryota, Metazoa, Chordata, Actinopteri, Syngnathiformes, Syngnathidae.
GAGAUACAAACGUGAAAGUAAUUUAACAGAUUGUAAACAUAACUUUCUCCGACGCUUCCACGAAUAAACGCUGUAUAUUUACUUUUUUCCCCUCUUUUCCCAGAUGCUGACGCUGUGUGAUAAUACGUUAGGUUAAGGGCGCUCGAAGAGAGACGUCCGGCGAUUUGCGGCAGCAAAUGUUGACCCUGAGUGAAGACAAGCCCCGCCUCCUCGUGUGCAAACUGAUGCCAUGCUCCACAAAAUGCACGUUGCGUUUGUGCAACGCUCUACGCCGUCUCCUCCCUCCUCCACCCCAAGCUCCUCCCAUCACCGCCGCCUUCCCGACAGUAGCUCAUCCCACACUCUCACUUUGCGUAACCACACCAGGCAGCAAGAUGAGGGGCCGGGCGGCGCUCCUUGCUCUUCAUCGCUGACGCCGAGCUCGCUCGCUGGCGCACACACACGCACAGAGCGGAGGCAAGCAUGGGGAUGCAGCCGCGAGACAGAGUUGCGUCCGAUUACCUGUCAGAUGUCCGAUGUCCGUCACGACAUUGGCUGUCACGCGGUCGAUCCUUCGAAGAACAAAGCGCUUGGAAGCCGACGCAUCGCCGAUGGAUUUGUGAUGGUCCCAUGAUGCUGAGGCAUGAAGACCAGACGUUCCUCCGGGAGCAGCGGAGAAGGUGCGCGCCAAGCAGGGUUCAUCUUCUGCGGCGCACCAUCAGCGUGCCAGCAGAGACGCUCUUCCCUGAGCUGCGCAGUCAGCCGUCCACUGAGAGCGAGUCGCCUCCAGAGAGGACCGGGCGCCGACGCAGCAUGCCGGGCAGCCCGACGGACAAGAACCCGCCCGGCAUGGAAGCCACGUCCGCCGGCGGCGCCGCCACGCCUUUCCGAGUCACCGGCUUCCUGAGCCGGCGUCUGAAGGGCUCGAUAAAGCGCACCAAGAGUCAGCCCAAACUGGACCGUAACUCCAGCUUCAGGCACAUCCUCCCUGGCUUCAGGAGCGUGGACAAUGACAGAUCUCAUCUGAUGCCAAGGCUGAAGGAGUCUCGCUCCCAUGAGUCACUGCUCAGUCCCAGCAGCGCUGUGGAAGCCCUGGACCUAAGCAUGGAGGACGAGGUCAUCAUCAAGCCCGUGCACAGCAGCAUCCUCGGGCAGGACUACUGCUUUGAGGUGACGACCUCCUCGGGAAGCAAGUGCUUUUCCUGCCGCUCGUCGGCCGAGAGAGACAAAUGGAUGGAGAAUCUGAGGAGGGCGGUCCAGCCAAACAAGGACUAG